UGAGACCCCGCCCACAUCAGUUGUCACAGCUCAUGGUGCCUUCAUGUUCCUCGGAAAACUGAAGGAGUACUAAACGGCAUAAAAGAGUUGCAGUAACUUACGUGUUGGGACCGAUUUUGUGGACAACAAUCAGGAAACGAAAAUAGAUCGAUGGACGGGCAAGAAAGAGUCAAAUGAUUCACUCGUGUAUCAUUUAAUUGGAUAAUAAUGAAACGUUACGUCAGUAAAAGUGAAAAGGCAAACAGAGUAAACCACGACACCGACAUUUACGAGGGGUACGCGAAGGCAACACGGGGGCGGGAACUUUGCGAAUUGGUCCACCAUUCCUCAAGCGAGUGCAGGCUGAAUGGGAAGAAGGCAGUCACCGCUUCGCCCAGACUUGUCGUCAGCGUUGAGUUCUUUUGGCCGGAGUAAGCGGCACGAUGUCCGGUAGCUGGUGGAGCAGCGCGGCGGUGACCCACGGGCUGGUGGCCCUGUUCGCCAUGGGCUCCUGGAUAUCCGUCAACAGCCUGUGGGUCGAGCUGCCGGUGAUAGUGAACGUGCUGCCCGAAGGAUGGAACCUGCCGGCCUAUCUCUCGGUGCUGAUCGCGUUCGGGAACGUCGGUCCGAUAGCGGUGACCGUCACGCACCACUGCGCUCCGGGGCGCCUGAACGAACGCCUCGUCAUCCACUGCGUCCAGGCGCUGGCCAUCGUGGCGUCCGCUCUCCUCGCCGUCUUCUGGUCGCACACCGUCGCGAUCGCCGGAGGCGAGAGGUCGCUGCUCUUCCUGCUCUUCGCCUUCGUGCUGUCGACGGUCUGCUGCACCUCCAACGUCACCUUCCUGCCCUUCAUGUUCAGCUACCCCUCCCAGUACAUCCGUACGUUCUUCAUCGGGCAGGGCCUCAGCGCCUUGUUCCCGUGCAUCGUGGCGUUGGGGCAAGGCGUCGGCAAGCUGCAGUGCCCGACGGUGAACGGCACGGUGCGGCCGGAGUAUUUGAAGGAGAACUUUCCGGCGCAGAACUUCUUCUGGUUCCUGUGCGUCAUGCUGUGCGUCUCGGCUCUGAGCUUCCAGGCUUUGAUGCGGAGGCGGACGAAGUCGCCGGAAAACGCACCGCGACAGGAGGCGGGCGACGCGGCAAAAGGCGGAGAGGAGGCGCACCCGCUGCACAACGGCGGCACAACGGCGUCGGAGGAGCGGCCGCAGGCGUUUUGGACGCGGCGGAACGUUUACCUGCUGGCGCUGCUCGCCGUCUCCAACGCCCUCACCAACGGCGUUCUGCCCUCCGUGCAGAGCUUCUCCUGUCUGCCCUACGGGCCCGUGGCCUUUCACCUCUCCGUCGUCCUCGGCAACAUCGCCAACCCGCUGGCCUGCUUCCUCGCCAUGUUUGUUGUCCUGAGGUCCUACACUGGUCUGGGCCUCUUGUUUUCAGCAGGAGGCGUAUUCGCUGCGUACCUCAUGGCGUUGGCAGUCCUCAGUCCCUGCCCGCCACUUUUGGGAAGCUCUGCUGGCGUGGCCUUGGUGGUCGUCUCCGGGAUCGUUUUCACCGGCCUCUACUCCUACAUGAAGGUGGUGAUCGGGACUCUGCUGCACGAGGCGGGUCACGCCGCCCUGCUGUGGUGCGGCAUCUCCAUCCAGGCCGGCUCCCUCAUCGGAGCCCUCGCCAUGUUCCCUCUGGUGAACGUCUAUCCCGUGUUCAAGCGGGCUCAGGAAUGCGUGAAUAACUGCACCCGCACAUAACUUGGAGAUGUUUUUAUGAUGGUUUUCUUUUUGGAGACACAGUUCCCACUCAUUCGACAUGGGAAAUGACAGUUUUAACCCAGUUGUUGGGCUCCAGGAGAACCAGAUCGGCCCGCUUCCGAUUCAGAGGCCUCGCGGCCCCAGGAAACAUUCCUAGAUAAUGGGAGCAUUGUUAUGCUGCACAUUGGCCGAGGGGAACUGAAAUACAUAUGAAGUAGUAAUACCACAAGUGCUUUGUGUGGUAUAUAUAAUCUCUGUGACAACAACAGCAGCUGAGGGAUUUGUUUUUCUCCCACAACAAACCAAAAGAAGCGAAAAAAGUACUCAGGGACACGAUCCAUGACUUCAUCCUCCUGCUGCAGGUAGGCCGUCACAGCAACUCAUUACUUUGGAUUAUAUGUAUAUAUUUUUAUUUUUUUUAUUUUUUAUUUUAUAUAUAUAUAUAUACAUACACACAUGGUCCUCCAAAUAAUUGAGAUUAAUGAUAUUAUUGUCGAAGUCAAUUUUCUGCCACUGAUGUAAGGAUAAUAUAAAAGUCUUAAGCCGCGUUCACACCAAAAGCGUUGCGAAAUACUCACGUGAGUUUACUAGCGUGACCAUUUAUUGCUUUUUGCGUGAGGGGCGGGGCUUAUCUCUGGCUUUACUCCGUGGAAACAGUCAUCAUCUCCUUCAUCCACCAUAAAGGACUCACCACUAAUUCUGCUUCGUACUUGUUGAGGACAUCCCACACACGUCUGAACAUCUAACGCCCUCGUGUUUGAGUUCAUAAUAUUAAUAUAUAUAUAUAUUCCUCUUCAUGAAUGUCUGCUGCUUCCAGCUCCAUUAGAGGAACAGCAGUUAGAUUCACCAACGGCGGAGCAGCUCAACGCUGAUUGGCUUUCGCAACUCGGCGUCGAGUACAUUUUUCGCCAAAGUUGGAAUAUUUCAACUUGAAGCAAAUAUUAGCGCAAACAAUUAGCGUCUGUACGAUGACUUUGCUCAUGGGAUCUACUUGCGUGAAAAAUGUGGUCUUGCUUUUGGUGUGAACGCGGCUCAAUACUGCAUUUCAGACGUAGGAAUUGAAAUGUAAUUUUUGUGACCGGCCUAACGACCCAUAAAGAACGGAACGUCGUGUUUCUCUUUUUAGUGUUCAUCAGUGUCUAUUUUUAAAUGUUCGUCUACCUCUUUGCUUUAAUUCCAUGGUACGCUGUUAACAUAAUUUAAGUUCUUCCGUUGACAAAGAGAAGCACAUGAUUUAAAUCCAGUUAAACACUCAGUUCAUGCAGCGACUUGAUUUCAUGCCAAAAUAAUUCAUGUGCCUGAAACAUGUUGAACUUUUAUAAAACACAGCCUUUAGAUUCUCAUGUUUUAUAAAACUAGUUUAUUUACUUUUAUUUUGGAUUAUUAUUCAUUCCAAAUUCAGUAAUGUUAUGUCAUAUUUAAAGGACCAAUAGCGGGCCUCGUAAUAAUUCACAGUGCUGGUAUCCAAAAGGGUUGCGUCAUCUCAGUCUUUAAAAUAAUAUUGAGUAUCUUGUGUUAUACUUUGUACAACUUUUAUUUCCCGUGCUGCUAUCGUACAUCAGAUUUAAUAAACUUGAUGAACUCUGCAUAGGAAGAAUCUCUCUUUACGUCAUUAAAUAAGAUCGAGCUGUUAAAUUAUCUGCUGCCUUUACAAGAACUGAUUGUUUGAAGAGUUCAGCCAAUGAGCUCAAGGAUUAUUUUAUUUUAUUGAUUGUCAAAUUGCUGAGGUUGACAUGAUUAUCAAGUCUAUGACAUAUAAUUGGUGAACAAUAAAGCGACUGAUCUGAGGAAUGUUGCUGUAAAAAUGUGCUUCAUUGAGAGUUUGACGAGAUGCAAAUGUUAAAGUAAAUAAAAUCCAUCUACCAGCACCUAAAGUUCUCAUUUUGUCUUGCUUCUGAAAAAUCAAAGUGAAACUAAGACGAGUUGUGGUUUCACGAGAGGGGGGAUUUUAAUAAAUUAUCUGUUUCCAGACUUUAUGCUAAGCUAAGCUCACUGGUUGUUGCCUUAGUGAGUGCUGUUGAUAUUCCCCACUAACCUAAACCUUUUCCUGUCAACAAAUGAUGCCUCACAUGGUUCAUCUAAUACAAACUGAUCUUGUUUUAAUACAA
This is a messenger RNA of Pseudoliparis swirei, 3826 nucleotides long. It is a transcript of the gene slc52a2, whose product is annotated as solute carrier family 52 member 2. The transcript is spliced from 4 exons. The coding region runs from base 423 to 1718 and encodes 431 amino acids. Gene Ontology annotation, molecular function: riboflavin transmembrane transporter activity. The record is from RefSeq and is a predicted model, not a curated record. Gene Ontology annotation, biological process: riboflavin transport. NCBI's taxonomy places the organism in Eukaryota, Metazoa, Chordata, Actinopteri, Perciformes, Liparidae. Gene Ontology annotation, cellular component: plasma membrane.